GGAAACGUAUUUAUAGUCGAAGUGGAAAAAGCAGUGCAUGCAUCAGUUAUUGAAGUUCCUAAAGGAGGUUUUGUCAUUAACCCUCACUAUCGAUCACGUGGAAAAGGAAAACCAUCGGCACCUGAUAUUGCUAUAUAUCCGAGUUUGAACAUUAUUCCAAAACCUCCAUCGCAAAGACGUAUACAAUUUCGUAGAACCUCUCCAAGGACUCCCGACAUCGCAAAGUCACACGAAAUGCAAACGGACAACUUGAUCGGUGCAAGCAACACCAUCGUAUAUUAUGAAGAGUGGAACUUUGGUACUCUGGAUUAUUACACUGGUGCUCCUACUGCUUGCACAGGACCAGGUCUUCUUACCCAGCAAAUUUAUAUUCCGGUACAAGAAGUAUUUUGGAAUCCACCUAUCAUUGGAGGAGCUCCUUCCACAGCUGGAUAUGUCAUCAAUGUCCCUGUUGGAGUUACUGCUCAUAACUUUGUUAUAGAUUUAUAUCGAAUCCAACAG
Funneliformis caledonium is the source of this 501-nucleotide messenger RNA. The record is from the annotation of a GenBank genome assembly. NCBI's taxonomy places the organism in Eukaryota, Fungi, Glomeromycota, Glomeromycetes, Glomerales, Glomeraceae.